Molecule: messenger RNA, 1664 nt
Organism: Gavialis gangeticus (Gharial)
Lineage: Eukaryota; Metazoa; Chordata; Crocodylia; Gavialidae
Gene: SESN2
Product: sestrin 2
Exons: 6
Coding region: 1-846 (281 amino acids)
Biological process (GO): cellular response to L-leucine; cellular response to leucine starvation; positive regulation of macroautophagy
Cellular component (GO): nucleus
Molecular function (GO): L-leucine binding; oxidoreductase activity, acting on peroxide as acceptor
Source: RefSeq, a predicted model, not a curated record
AUGGAUGCGCUGGGGUGGGAGCUGCUGAACAGCAUCCCCAGCACUGGCUUGUCCCAGGGGGAGACGGAGGAGUCCCGGGGCCUCCACCGGACAUUGCUGCUGCUACUCCGGCUCUCCCAGAGCUGCCCCUUUGGAGAGACGCAGGAGAAGUGCUCCCAGCUGCUGCAGGCUCUCCAGGUGGAGGUGCUGAUGGAGAGGAUGAAGCUCCUGCAGGAGUGCCAGCUGGAGGAGGAUGUGGUCACCCAGGAGGAAAUGGAGACCCGCUUUGAGCUGGAGAAGACGGAGAGCCUGCUUGUCGCCCCCUCGGACAUUGUUGAGCACUCCCUGCCCCACAACGUCCUGUGCUUCGUGGAGGAUCCCGGCUUUGGCUACAAGGACUUCACGCGGCGAGGAGAACAGGCCCCCCCGACUUUCCGAGCGCAGGAUUACACAUGGGAAGACCAUGGCUACUCGCUGAUCAACCGCCUGUACCCGGACGUGGGGCAGCUGCUGGACGAGAAGUUCCAGGUGGUCUACAACCUGACCUACCACACCAUGGCCAUGCACCGGGGCGUGGACACCUCCACGCUCCGCCGCGCCAUCUGGAACUACGUGCACUGUGUCUUCGGCAUCCGGUAUGACGACUACAACUACGGGGAAGUGAACCAACUCCUGGAGCGCAGCCUGAAGGUCUACAUCAAGACGGUGGCCUGCUAUCCCGAGAAGACCACGCGGCGCAUGUACACCCACUUCUGGCGCCACUUCAAGCACUCUGAGAAGGUGCAUGUGAACCUGCUGCUGCUGGAAGCCCGGAUGCAGGCAGCCUUGCUGUACGCGCUGCGAGCCAUCACCCGCUACAUGACCUGACGGGGCUGUGCCCCCCUGCCCCACCCCAGCCCAGCCGCGGGGGCGGGGGAGUAGGGGGGCAGGAGGACACCUGCUUGGAAAGACUCAAUCUCUGUGUCCUGUCAGCAAGGACGUGGGGUCCGCUGCCCAUGGGGCCCAGAGCAUCAAACUGUUCAGCCCCCACAGUGUGAAGAACCACCUCGGCCGUGCCCAGUGUUCCCCGUUGAUGCUGUCCCUGUCCCGUGACCCGCCCCCGUGGCUGCGGCGCUGGCGAGGGCAGGGGGCUCUUGCUGCAGCCUGGGGCUGGGGAGAGGACCCCGACGUCCACGUGCCUUUCUCCCGAAACCGAAGUGAACUCCAGUGGCGGCACGGCCACCCCCUGCUGCUGCCUCCCUGAGCCCGGGGCCCAGCGCCGCUUAUCCCUGGCCUCGUCUCGUACCAAAGAGAUCUCCCAGGAUCCACCCAGCGGCUGUGAAUGUGAAUGGAUUCUCCCCCCCAGCCCUGCUCCUCUGUGGCUCCGUAUCACUAUAAGACUUGGACCGCUCAGAACCGAGGCAUCUCAGCCCCAGGCGGUGGUGGGUUGGGGCAGGAUCAGGACCGGGUCCCGGCCGACACUAUGUGAUGGGGCUUCUCCUGCCCUGAGCACCACCGGCUCUUGCACUCCACGUCCCCGACAGCCGCAGGAAGGAUGCUAGGGAGAGCUGGGCAAGGAGCCUAGCCCCGCACCAAGGUCGCUGUGCCGCCACAACCCUUACGGGCAGGAGCUGCACAGACGCCGCACGGGACAGAGGGACAGAUCUCUUCCCCAACCCCUUCUGCACUGAGGGUGUGAGGUGCCA